Molecule: messenger RNA, 1689 nt
Organism: Lolium rigidum
Lineage: Eukaryota; Viridiplantae; Streptophyta; Magnoliopsida; Poales; Poaceae
Product: rust resistance kinase Lr10-like
Exons: 4
Coding region: 34-1689 (551 amino acids)
Biological process (GO): protein phosphorylation
Molecular function (GO): ATP binding; polysaccharide binding; protein kinase activity
Source: RefSeq, a predicted model, not a curated record
UCUCUUCUUCCAUCUUCAUCUGCAAUACAUCCCAUGGACUUGAAUAAACUUCUUGUUACACCGAUAUUGCUAUCUCUUCUCACCUAUCAAACCUAUGUAGCCACAGGAUUGGAUGAUGAAGAUUUCUUCAAAAGAUGUCCAUCACACCGAUGCAGCAACCAUGGGCCGGAGAUCCGGUUCCCAUUCUGGCUUUCAACCCACCCACCAGCAUGUGGCACACCUGGCAUGCAGUUAUCAUGCUCCGGGGAUGACAUAAUCCUGGAUCAUCAUGUUCUUGGCUCCUGCAAAGUGACCGCGAUCUAUUACAGGCACCGCGUCAUCAACGUAACCCCUCUUGUGGAACCAUUGACGCAAUGCCCACUUCAGAAGCUCAUGUCAGCAAACUUAGCAACUGAUGUGUACACACAACCUCAAUCAUCAGAAGUUACGACCCUGAACACCUUCCGUGAAAAGGCAAAUACAGUCCUCAGUUUUGGUGAAACAACAUUCACUUGGCAUCUCAGUAACAUUACAGAUGCCUGCCAACGGUGUGAACAAAAAGGUCGACACUGUGGAUUCAGCUCGCAAAGGCGACAAGCUUUUUGCCAGCACCAUGGUAGGCAUGUCAUCCGAAUUGCAGCAUCAUCUGUCACAGCAUUUGUACUUCUUUCAUCAGUGGUGACCACCGCACUCUAUUUCUCCUUAAAGUCAAGGUAUAAUGAAGAAAUAAGUAUGAAGGUCGAAAUGUUCCUCAAGGCAUACGGCUCAUCCAAACCCACAAGGUACACUUUCCCAGAAGUUAAGAAGAUAGCAAGACGGUUCAAGAAUCAACUAGGCCAGGGUGGAUUUGGAAGUGUAUACAAAGGAGAGCUACCAAAUGGAUUGCCUGUGGCAGUCAAGAUGCUAGAUAGCUCUACAGGAGAUGGAGAGGAAUUCAUCAAUGAAGUUGCAACCAUAGGACUAAUUCACCAUACAAAUAUUGUCCGCCUCUUGGGCUUUUGCUCUGAAGGAAUGAGGCGGGCUCUUAUUUACGAAUUCAUGCCUAACGAGUCACUCGAGAAAUACAUAUUCUCUCAUGUUUCCGAUACUUCCCGACAACUCCUAGCACCAAACAAAAUGCUAGAUAUUGCUUUAGGUAUUGCACGAGGAAUGGAAUACCUACAUCAAGGGUGUAACCAGCGAAUUCUCCACUUUGACAUCAAGCCACACAACAUCCUGCUGGACUACAACUUCAACCCGAAGAUUUCAGACUUUGGCCUUGCAAAGCUGUGUGCAAGGGACCAAAGCAUCGUUACCUUGACAGCAGCCAGAGGCACAAUGGGCUACAUCGCACCAGAGCUAUACUCUCGGAACUUUGGGGGGAUAUCCUACAAGUCGGACGUGUACAGUUUUGGCAUGCUGGUGCUGGAAAUGGUGAGCGGAAGAAGGAACUCAGACCCAGGUGUCGAGAGCCAGAACGAGGUUUACCUCCCAGAGUGGAUCUACGAGAGAGUAAUCACUGGCCUGGACUUGGCACCUCAAAGGGAAACAACGCAAAGUGAGGACGAAACGGUGAGAAAGCUAGCAAUUGUGGCACUUUGGUGCAUCCAAUGGAGCCCAAGAAACAGGCCCUCGAUGACGAAGGUGGUGAACAUGUUGACAGGGAACUUGCAGAACCUACAGAUGCCCCCCAAGCCGUUUGUUUCAUCUGCAAGCAGUCUGAUGCAGUAG